Molecule: messenger RNA, 2399 nt
Organism: Caretta caretta (loggerhead turtle)
Lineage: Eukaryota; Metazoa; Chordata; Testudines; Cheloniidae
Source: RefSeq, a predicted model, not a curated record
UCCAGAUGUGAUACUCCCCCCCGUUAAUGCAGCGAGCAGAAGAUGUGCUCCAGAUGCGAAGGCCUCUGCUGUCUUGCCAUUGGCUGAGGCAUAGCAACCGCUGGUUUCCAUUGGCCGAAAGGCGGUGCGGGAGCGGAGGUGAUUGGACGAGCGGUGCUCCCACCUCUCUGGCCGGCGACUCCGGGCAGGCAAGUAAGUGCGGCUGGGGCCGGCUGGUGUCGAUGCUCGUGGCGUGAGCGCUCGCGCUCGCGCUGGGCGGUUCCCCCGGCUCUGGAGCCCUGUUGGCCGGGCCGCAGCCCGAAGGCGACGCGCUGCCUCAGGCCGGGGCGCGGGAGCAGCAGGCGGCGGCGGAGCGGAGAGGCCGGGCCAUGGCGAGCGGCGGGGCCGAGUGCGCCCGGCUCCAGGCGAACGGGGCGGGCACGGAGCUGGAGGCCGAGGCUGUCUACACGCAGGAGGAGUCCGAGAGCAGCAGCCGGCGCUGGGGAGCCCAGCACGUCGGGGCGCGGGAGCUGGCGGAGCUCUACUCCCCAGGGAAAAGACUGCAAGAAUGGAUCAGUGUCAUCUUAUGCUUCUGUCUGAUCUCUUUCAACUUCUACAAUCUCCUCUCCUACUUGAGCCUGGACCAUACUCUCUCAGUUAUUGUUGGGAUAUUUGCAGGAGUUAUUACUGCUGACUUUCUGUCGGGAUUAGUGCACUGGGGAGCAGACACCUGGGGAUCUGUGGAGCUGCCCAUAGUUGGAAAGGCUUUCAUCAGACCUUUUAGAGAACAUCACAUUGACCCCACAGCAAUUACUAGACAUGAUUUUAUAGAGACCAAUGGAGAUAACUGCAUGAUGACACUACUGCCAUUGGCAAACAUGGCCUACAAGUUUGUUUCUCUUUCCCCAGAAGCACUGUACCAAACAUGCCCUUGGGAGUGUUAUGUCUUUGCCCUGGCUAUCUUUGUAACCUUGACAAACCAAAUUCACAAAUGGUCUCAUACGUACUUUGGUCUUCCUUGCUGGGUCAUCUUUCUGCAGGACUGGCAUGUUAUCCUGCCACGGAAACACCAUCGAAUCCAUCAUGUGUCUCCCCAUGAGACUUAUUUUUGUAUUACCACAGCCCUUGCAUGUCCACACACCUGUGCUUCUCUUGGGUUUCCUCCUCUCUGCCUGCUGCUGCUUUCCCUGCACUCAUCAACUCCUGGGGGAAGAAAAUUUGAGAGUUGGCUGAACUAUCCAUUAGAGAAGAUUGGAUUUUGGAGAUGCUUGGAGAAUAUUAUCCAAGGAGUGACUGGGCAAAAGCCUAGAGCAGAUGACAUGAAGUGGGCCCAGAAAGUUAAAUAAAACUCUUACCAGCCUUCUACAGUUCUUAUCUUUGUUGCCAACCUUUUAAAAAAAAAAAAAAAGCCAUCAGCCAAAUGCAAGACUUGCAAAGAAAUAACAGACUAAAGCACAAGCUAAAAAGUGCUAACAUCGACUGCAAUUAAAAACUCAUUCUUCUUCAAACAAUACUUGAAAUGCGAAUGGUUACUUUUCCGUUUGUACUGAGCACCUUUCUUUAGCCAUGUCUGCUGAUGUUUUAGAAAAUAUUUCAUCACUGAGUCUCAUAAAAACCGUCAGGUGAGCCAGAGAGGAAGACGAUGCACCAUCACUUCUAAUACAUUGGUGGCACAGUAAACAUGUGUUGUAUCAACAUUAUUUAACUUUUAAAAGUAGCUUGUUGUCUAAGACCAAUAUGGAGAAUAGUGAAGAUAACUUGUCACGGCAUUUCAAGAAAUCCCAUCCAGAUAUGCUGCAUGAAAACAGCAUGUCAGAGUGAUGGAAGCCAAUAAAAUUGUCACAGUUUGUGCGUUUAGUGGUUGAUAAAUCUGUCAAUUCCAUCUUUACUAUUGUGUUAAGUCUUGUUAACGUGGUGUGGAGCAGACUUUGAAAUCUUGACUUGAUCAAUAGGCAAAGAAUUAAGUGUUUUCAGUUUCCCUUAAAAUAAAUCUGUUCAAAUUUUUAUGAGGCAUUUGAACCAACCAUUUAUGUAUAAGCAUUCAAUUUUACAUGAAUAAAUGUCUGAGUAUCUGGAGGGCACGUUGUAUAUGUGUACCCCACAUGCUUGCAUUAAUUGAUUCAGAGUGCUCACUGAUGGGAUCUUGCCGGUAUGUGUUUCCUGUUCCAAUAAUCAAUGUUUAAAGUAGUUGUAGCAUUGAGCACAUCUGCAAAUUGUUGUCUUUUGAGAGCAAAAGACAUCAGAUUUUGUGUCUUUAGCACGGAAAUGUUAAUGGUGUUUUUUUAAGGUGCUUGUUGGUUUCUGUAAAUAAUAUAAAGCCUUAAUCUAUUCUGGUGUAACAUGGAAUAAUAUUUUAACGUGAUGUUCUAAAUGUAUAUAAUUUAUAACAGCAGUUGGAUAAUACUAAUCACAUUUGUUAA